AUGCAUCUGCCGCGCUCGACGACCAUCAUCACAUCCGCAGUCGUCCUCUUGACCACAAUCUUCUUGGCCAGCACCUACAAGGGCCUCUUCACACGCCUGCCGCUUCUUUUCGAAAAAUCCGACAUCACGGAUCAAGACACUAUGGGUGGCGGUCCAGAACAAGGCUACCGCUCCGUCGCCUAUUUUGUCAAUUGGGCAAUCUAUGCGCGCAAGCACCGUCCCCAGGACCUCCCCGUCGAGCAACUCACCCACAUCCUCUAUGCCUUUGCCAACGUCCGCUCCGACUCGGGCGAGGUUUACCUCACCGACGGCUGGGCCGACACUGAUAUCCACUGGGAGGGCGACAGCUGGAAUGACGUCGGCACGAACCUCUACGGCUGCAUGAAGCAGCUCAACCUCCUGAAGCGCCGCAACCGCAACCUCAAAAUCCUGCUGUCCAUCGGCGGCUGGACCUAUUCGUCCAACUUCAAGGGCCCCGCCAGCACCCCCCAGGGCCGCGAGACCUUUGCCCGCAGCUGCGUCGACCUCAUCAAGAACCUCGGUUUCGACGGCAUCGAUAUCGACUGGGAGUACCCCCAGACCCCCGGGGAAGCCGCCGACUUUGUCGCCCUCCUUCAGGCCGUCCGCUCCGCCAUGGACCAGUACGCCUCGACGCUGCCCGAGUGGUACCACUUCGAGCUCACCGUCGCCUGCCCCGCCGGCGCGCAGAACUACGAGCGGCUCGACCUGCCCGCCAUGGAUGCCCUGCUUGACUUCUGGAACCUGAUGGCUUACGACUACGCCGGCUCAUGGGACAGCCUCGCUGGCCACCAGUCCAACCUGCAGCCGUGCCAGGGCAACCCGGGCUCGACGCCCUUCAGCACAGCCGCGGCACUGGCGCACUACACGUCCCACGGCGUGGCGCCCAGCAAGAUCGUGCUUGGUAUGCCGCUCUACGGCCGCGCCUUUGAGAACACAGACGGGCCCGGCAGCCCAUUCUCGGGCGUCGGCGAGGGGAGCUGGGAGAAUGGCGUGUACGACUACAAGGCGCUGCCGCUGCCGGGGUCCGAGGAGCACCACGACUACGAGACGGGCGCGAGCUAUUCGUACGACGCAGCGCGGAGGAAGAUGGUGACGUACGACACGGUGCAUAUGGCGCGGACCAAGGCCCAGUACAUCCGCACAUGGGGUCUCGGCGGCGCCAUGUGGUGGGAGAGCAGCGCCGACAAGCCGGGGCCCGAGUCCCUCAUCGGGAACGUCGUCCACACGCUCGGCGGGCCUGGCGCCCUGCUGCGGAGAGACAACUGCCUCACGUAUCCCGAGACCAAGUACGACAAUCUGCGGAACGGCUUCCAAGGUUAG
This is a messenger RNA of Colletotrichum graminicola M1.001, 1341 nucleotides long. Its product is annotated as glycosyl hydrolase family 18. Gene Ontology annotation, cellular component: extracellular region. Gene Ontology annotation, molecular function: chitinase activity; chitin binding. Gene Ontology annotation, biological process: chitin catabolic process; carbohydrate metabolic process. The coding region runs from base 1 to 1341 and encodes 446 amino acids. Lineage: Eukaryota; Fungi; Ascomycota; Sordariomycetes; Glomerellales; Glomerellaceae. The record is from RefSeq and is a predicted model, not a curated record. The transcript has 3 exons.